UACAGUGAGCGAGGAGGUCUUGACUGGAUGUCACAAAGAUGCACCACAACCAACACUGAGGUGAAGCAGCUGCAGCCAGACACUCUGUACAGGUUCAGGGUGGCAGCAGUGACCAGUCGAGGUGUCGGCAACUGGACCGAAGAGAAAUCCAUCACCCCUAAGAAAGCUCUGCCUCCGCCCUCCGUCAUCGCCGACAGCCUCACCGGCGACUCCAUGAGCCUUUCAUUCAGCUUCAACUCGCAGUACGAGGUGAAACAGUACAUAGUGAUUCUGUCCUGGCAGUUUGACACCCACGUCAAGGAGAGCAAGAACUACACCGUCACAGAGAGGAUCCUCAAAGCCACAAACCUGACGGCGGGGACGGUGUACGAGGUGGCCGUGUGGGCUCACACCAGUAUAGGAGACAGUCCCACCGCCCUGUCCCAUCAUCAGACCACCGGCACUCAGCCGGAGCGGCCCCUCCUCAAAACCCGAGCUCUCAACCAGACAGCUGUGGACUGCAGCUGGAGCGCCAGCAAACCUCCUGCUCAGGUACAACAGCUGCACAUCUACACCCAUCGAUCC
This is a messenger RNA of Plectropomus leopardus (leopard coralgrouper), 564 nucleotides long. Lineage: Eukaryota; Metazoa; Chordata; Actinopteri; Perciformes; Serranidae. The record is from RefSeq and is a predicted model, not a curated record.